ACUCAGUAGAUGCCUAUGGACGGUCAUCAUUUCCAUAGUUUGUCACGUGACCCACACUGCCAGCAGCGGUUCCACAGCAGGCUGUACUGGCAGAUCACGUGACCAGCUGCCAGCCAGGAUCGAACUGUAGGCUGCUACAGACUGCGCUCUGACGUACUGCUUUGCGCUCCUCUCAGUGCUGUUACAUGCAGCUAUUGUAGUCGCCACUGGAUUUUAGCUAUUCGUUUUACCUCCCAUUUUUCCAGCGACGAAGGAAUGAAGAGUCUUUUCAAGUAAACGAUAUUGACAUGAAGAAGGAAAUAGAGGUGCUGAUAGCAGAGGAACGUGCUGAGAUCAUCUCUAAAUAUAAUAAGGGUAGAGACGCAGGAGUUCAGAUCGAUCCUUGGGAGGAUGCAGACUACAGCAUAUACAGAGUCACAGAUCGCUUUGGAUUUCUUCAUGAAGAAGAAUUACCCACACCCAGUGCGCUUGAAGAGAAGCAUAAACAGGUGGAGCUUGAAAGGGUGCAGAAAUGGUUGAAGAUGCUGAAGAACUGGAGCAAGUACAGGAACAGUGACCGGAUGAUUAAGAGGGUGUAUAAAGGCAUCCCACUACAGCUGAGAGGACAGACCUGGGCCCUGCUACUGGAUGUUGAGAAAGUCAAGAGUGACAAUGUAGGAAAAUAUGAGAGAAUGAAGGAGCAAGCCCAGCUGUACUCUCCAGAAAUCAAACAGAUUGACCUUGAUAUCAACAGGACCUUUCGAAACCACAUCAUGUUCAUGGAUCGAUUUGGUGUAAAGCAGCAGUCUUUAUUCCAUGUGCUCUCUGCAUACUCUGUUUACAAUACAGAAGUGAGUUACUGCCAGGGCAUGAGUCAGAUUGCUGCCAUAUUGUUAAUGUUCAUGAAUGAAGAAGAUGCAUUCUGGGCUUUGUCCCAGCUCUUAACCAGUCAGAAACAUGCCAUGCACGGAUUCUUUGUUCCUGGAUUUCCCAAACUUCAGCGUUUCCAAAACCACCAUGACCAAAUUCUCUCCAAACUUUUACCCAAACUAAAGAAGCAUUUGGAUAAGGAGCAGAUGACCAGUGGGAUUUACAGCACUAAAUGGUUCCUUCAGUGUUUUAUUGACAGGACCCCAUUCACUUUGACCUUGCGUCUGUGGGACAUCUUUAUCCUUGAGGGUGAGAAAGUUCUGACAGCUAUGGCUUACACCAUCCUUCAGCUACAUAAAAAACAAUUGCUUAAGAUGUCUCUGGAGGACCUGAGAGAGUUCCUGCAGGAGAAGAUAGGAGAGUCCAUCUACCUCAACGAUGACCAUGUCAUAGAGCAGCUUAAAGUUUCCAUGUCUGAACUUCGCAAAAUGAAGCUUGACCUCCCACCACCAGCUAAGCCUGAUGAGUUUCCACGAAAACCUCUGGGUCUGGAGCUGCCUGUUGUUCUAACUCCGGUCAAACGGCCCAAGCCGAGCCCUUCAGAAGAUACACCCAACAAAGCCCAGCUCAUCAAACGGCCACCUGCCUCUCUGCACAUCUCUCUACAGCAGGAGUCCAUCGUGCUGGAUGACAGCCCUUCACAGGAAAAGAAGCCUUACAAUGAUGGAGGGACUGGAAGCAUGUCUCCCCUCCCCUCACCGGACCCUGUUCUAGUGCACAGCCAGAUUCCCCUCACACCUGACGGAAUGAUAGGAGCCCCUGAGGACGGCGGGGAAUGGCCUCCUCCAUACGAACCUCCUGUACCUGAGCUUAAUGAGACUCAAAACCCAAUGGAGCUGUGCGACCCUACUCCACCUUCAAAUGUGGAUGAUAAAAAGCCUUCACAAACAUCUCAUAACUUGGAGCAAGACACUUCAGAGACAGCAGAGGGCAGUGUGGUGGGCGAUUUACCCUCAGACAAUUUUGAAUCUUUUUCAAUGCAGCCGCCUGACGUUUCCAUUUCUGAAAAUUACGAGGGACAGGUAGGGGAUGACAAUUUUUCAGAAAGACUCUCUCCUAAGAUCUCAACAGCCUGUGAGCUGUCACAGUUACCUGCCAAACGAAUCCCCACAGUCCAUUCAGACCCUCUGUUCCAGCACCCGCCUCAUUCCAGCCAACACCUGCCCAAAUCAGAGACAUUUUAAGCUGCCAACUGACUUUUAUUCAAGUACUCUGCCAGUGGUCCUGUGGAGAGCAUUAUAGAUUUUUCAGUUUUUCAGCAUUUGUCUUUUCAGCAGCUCAAGUUUGCUCUGGUUGAACUCACUUUGUGAUGCUAUUGCACUAACAUCGCGUCUGGCACAUAUGACAAAGAUAAAAGCUUCAUAAAAAAGUGAGCUGGCUCACUGCUUAAUACACAACUUAGCAUAUAGCCAAUUGUUUUAUGAACAACUGCCUUCCAACUUAUCUCUCACAUUCUCUGGGUUUGUAUAGUACUACAACUCAAUCACACCACAACACCGCCGAUGGCUUUGCAAUUUCUGGGCACAAAUUUAAUGACAUGGUGAAAGCUUAAAUGGAAAAAAAUUGGAACCACGCUCUUCAAUUUGAUUUUUCACUACAGUCAUUUUCAACAUUCAGAAUCAACCAUUAGUUAAUAUGCUAUCCCUAGUAAAAACCUAAUAUAUUUAAAAUACAUUUAUUUCAUACUAAGUAGAGUUAGCAUAUUUACUGACAUAUCACUCAAGAUUUACUGAUAUUAAAAUUAUAAUUACAUUUUAUUUAGAGUUCUACUUGUGCACAAUGCACAUUUCUUAAUAUUAAGCCUAAAAAAUCAUUAGUGAUGAGGAUUGUAUGAUCUUUGAAUAAUAUCUGUCUUUAAAUACAUAUUUAAAGUAUACCUAAAGAAUACUCACAAUAGUUGCACAUUAGCACAACCAAAUAUACUUCAGUAUAUCUUUAGUUGGCCUUCAGCACUACUUCUGCACAAUUAAGUACAAAAUUAGUUGUUCCAAAUUAGUAUACUAAAAGAACAACUGCAGGGUAUUUUUAUUAACUAUAUAAAUAUGUAAAUGCAUUUGUUGUAGUAUUCUUAGAAUGAAAUAAAUGUUUUUCAAAUACAUUUUAGUAUAUUUAUUUUUCACUAGGGAUGGCUCGACAGAAUAUUGCAAUUAUUUGUUAAUAUCACAGACCACUCCAUGUUACAUAAUGCAGUAGCUUAUCCUUUCUGAUGAACAAGUAGAGUUAUAUCCUUGUAGUAUGUGUUCAUUUGAAUGCUUUGUGAUGUGAAUUGUUUGUUGAUAACAGCUUUAUGGUACAAUGCCAAUUUUGCAGUGUCCACGAGCCAAUGUUUUUUUUAUUCUGAUGGAAAACACCACAAAGUAGUUUAAUGGAAUGUGUAGCAGUCUGUUAGAGUAUGUUCAUCUCAAAAUGAUUUGUCACUGUUUCAUUGAGACCGCUGCGGUGUCUUUGCGAUUUGACUUCCCAGCUGAUGGCAAUAUUAAACAUGGCCUUCAAUAAGAUUCAUCAAUAUUUUUCUGGUUGUUUCUAAACACAACUUUCUGUACAUUUCAUAUCUGUACUUGUUUUUCAUUUGUGUGAACAUCUUGUGCAUUUUGCUUCUUAGAGUAUUGUAUUUUAAUGCUUAUAGGAUUUAGCAUUUGUAACAUAAAUGACUUAAAUGUCAGAUUUGCUUUCUGAUAGUCUUAUCUAGCAUAUGCUUGCUUUUGUAAACUGUCAACUGAAAGCUGUGCCCAGGAAGUGCUUCAGGUUUACAAUUUCAACAGGUUGAACAGAUUCAGAUUCUGCUUUGACGCUAUAUGUCUCAUCAUUAGAAGUAAACCAGGACAAAAACUACAACUUUAAUCUAAAACAGAAUAGCUGGGAAUCAGUGAAAAUAAGUAUUCCAAACAUAAAUAAUUAUACAUUAAUUAAAUACUGGUUAUCUAAGCACCUUUUUUUUGUCUCUCAGAAUAACAGUGUAAACCUAUUGUAAGUCGAGUACUGUUGCUAUUAUGCCAUUGAAUUAAGACAUUGAUGGUCUUACAUUCUAUUACAGUGCGGACACUGUCAGAUGCCUCUGCAAUGUGUUCAUCUGUUUGAAAUUAAAAAAAAAA
Messenger RNA from Carassius carassius (crucian carp), 4001 nucleotides. RefSeq names its product USP6 N-terminal-like protein. Bases 288 to 2093 code for a protein of 601 amino acids. The record is from RefSeq and is a predicted model, not a curated record. NCBI's taxonomy places the organism in Eukaryota, Metazoa, Chordata, Actinopteri, Cypriniformes, Cyprinidae. The transcript has 14 exons.